AGACGUUCUCUCUUGCCUACGUGCUUUCUUGCUUUUAAGCUUAUUUUUUUUGAACUUUAAUAUUUUUAGCAGUUUUAGUAGUAGAAAAUGUCUUCAAACAUGGAAAACGCUGCCUCUACUUCUGGAUCCAACUUCAUCGACUUUGGUAUGGAUGAGACUGAAUGGGACACAUUGAUGGCAAGUGUUCCCACAUCCAUGUUGGAGCCCGCUGUUGUUAUGCCUCCUCCUGGAUUUGCACCAAUUGCCGGACCCAGUGGAGUCUCGCAACCUGCAUCUCCUAGGAUUAGCCAAUUCAAUACUUUGGCCCCGGAUGUUUCGGUUGUUGUGCCCUCUUCGGAUGUCCCCUCCGCAUCGAAGACUGCUCAUCCAAGCUCCUUGCCUGUGAUGGUUUCUGAAAUAUUUCUGGACUGA
Uloborus diversus is the source of this 411-nucleotide messenger RNA. RefSeq lists its product as uncharacterized. NCBI's taxonomy places the organism in Eukaryota, Metazoa, Arthropoda, Arachnida, Araneae, Uloboridae. The transcript is spliced from 4 exons. The record is from RefSeq and is a predicted model, not a curated record. Bases 88 to 411 code for a protein of 107 amino acids.